AUGCCGGUGUUUGGGCGACGACGGACGCUGGCGCUUCUCGUCGCCGGCUCGAUUCUGCUCUUCCUGUACUCUUUCCGCGACCGCUUUGACGACGACCUCCUGCUGACCCCACUGGGCGGCGACAUCGCCCACGCCCAUGACGGACUACCCAACGGCGCCAUCCCAUUGCCCAAGUCCAAGUCGAAAUGGGCCCGACUCAAAACGCAAUUCCCCGUUACCGACAUGCGGGCCCUUCCGACCGGCGAGCCCCUCGUGCUGCCCAAGAUCCAAAAAGAUUUCGACCCCGAAUCCGAAUCCGAGCGCACGAUCCGCCUCCAACGCCGAGACGCCGUCAAGGCGUCUUUCCAACGCUGCUGGCAGUCCUACCGCAAACACGCCUGGCUCAGCGACGAACUGACCCCCGUCACGGGCGACCGGUACGAUCCCUUCGGCGGUUGGGGCGCGACCCUCGUCGACAGCCUCGACACGCUCUGGAUCAUGGAUCUCAAAGACGAGUUCGCCGAAGCGGCCAAAGCGGCUGCGACCAAGAUCAAUUUCGACCGCGUCCCGUCGUCGCAGGACGUUAAUGUGUUCGAAACCACCAUCCGCUACCUCGGCGGCUUUCUCGCCGCGUACGACCUCAGCGGCGACAGGCGCUUGCUGGCGAAGGCCCGCGAGGUCGGCGAGCUGCUGUAUGUCGCCUUCGACACCCCCAACCGCAUGCCGAUGACGCGCUGGAACGCGUGGGCUGCCGGAUGGGGCAAGACGCAGCGCGCCGACGACCAUGUGCUGCUGGCGGAGAUUGGCACCUUCUCGCUCGAGUUUAUUCGGCUGUCGCUGCUGACGGGCGAUCCGAAGUGGUUUGAUGCGGUGCAGCGGAUCAUUGAGCCGCUGCGGGCACAGCAGAUGGAGACGAGGCUACCGGGGAUGUGGCCGAUUGUGGUGAACGCGCGCAAGGCGGACUUUCGAAACGGUCAGGAUUAUACGCUGGGGGCGAUGGCGGAUUCGCUGUAUGAGUACCUGCCCAAGACGCAUGCACUGGUGGGCGGGCUGUUACCGGAGUAUCGGGAAAUGUAUGAGAUUUCGAUGGACACGGCGAUGCGGGCUAAUCUGUUCCGACCGAUGCUGCCGGAUGAAGCGGACGUGCUGGUGUCGGGAGUUAUGGCUGUGCGUAUUCAGGAGAAGAGCGAGGUGGUGCGCCAGUUCCGGCCCGACGCGCAACACCUGGUGUGCUUUGUUGGCGGUAUGUUUGCUCUGGGGGGAAAGUUGAUCGAGAACUCAACCCACGUCGAAGUCGGCUCCAAGCUAACGGACGGUUGUGUCUGGACCUACCGCGCAUUGCCUUCUGGUAUCAUGCCCGAGUCGUUCAACAUGCUGCCUUGCGAGGACCGCAAAAAGUGCAAAUGGGACGAAGACAAGUGGCGGAAGGCGGUGCUGUCGAGGGCUGGAUUCCACGGAAACGCCGACCCGAAGCAGGCGGACGAAAUCAUCAAGAACAAGCGGAUCCCCAAGGGUUUCGUAUCGAUUGGAGACACACGCUAUGUCCUACGGCCAGAAGCUAUUGAAAGCGUGUUCAUCUUGUAUCGGAUUACAGGACGCAAAGACCUACUGGAGUCGGCAUGGGAGAUGUUUGAGGCCAUUGAAAAGCAUACCAAGACGCCGCUGGCAAACUCGGCGAUUGAGGAUGUUACCCUGGGCGGGGGCGAGGCACAGAAGAGCGAUUCGAUGGAGAGUUUCUGGCUGGGAGAAACGCUCAAGUAUUUCUACCUCAUCUUCAGUGAGCCGGAUCUGAUCAGCUUGGACGAAUAUGUAUUUAACACGGAGGCGCAUCCAUUAAAAAGGUUGGUUCCCGGAGGGAGUCUAUAA
Dichotomopilus funicola is the source of this 1845-nucleotide messenger RNA. RefSeq names its product glycoside hydrolase. Gene Ontology annotation, molecular function: calcium ion binding; mannosyl-oligosaccharide 1,2-alpha-mannosidase activity. NCBI's taxonomy places the organism in Eukaryota, Fungi, Ascomycota, Sordariomycetes, Sordariales, Chaetomiaceae. The transcript has a single exon. The coding region runs from base 1 to 1845 and encodes 614 amino acids. Gene Ontology annotation, cellular component: membrane; endoplasmic reticulum. Gene Ontology annotation, biological process: mannose trimming involved in glycoprotein ERAD pathway; carbohydrate metabolic process. The record is from RefSeq and is a predicted model, not a curated record.